AAUCACUGAGAGGAGAGAGAGCGUGCGGCGACGGCGACGAUGCUAGGGUUUUGAACCCGACUAUGCACUCGAUUUCUCCGGCGACGGUGGAUCCGGGACGGCGGUGGGUAUCUGAUGACUUUGUCUGCUGUUUUGUUGAGAGAUUUUCUCUCUGGGUUCGAGAAGUUUGGUUGAUUUCUUUGGUGAAGGAGAUGGUUUGCCGGUGGGAUCGAUGGGGCUUUCGCCAAGAUGAGGUCGAAGGCGACGACGCUAUGGUUUUCACCUGGUGUUUGUGCUCGGUUGCUCUGGCGACGAUGGAUCUGAGAUGGCUAUGGAGUAGAGAAAAUGAACAAGACGAGACGAUAGGGUACUGUGGACAUCAGGUUCAGGUACAAGUUAAGGAGGUAAACAAGCCUUAUAGAAGUUAUCAAGCGGGUGAGUUUGGGGGCCUGCUCAUGUUGGUAGAGAUUCAAAGGUCUUGCUUGGUCUCUGUGGUUUUGUUUUUGUGGAUUGGAAGUCAACUGAGACACUGUGACUUAUGGAAAGAAGAAGGAGAUGACAAGGCGUUAGGGAUAGUUGAAUGGGGUCAGAUGUGGCACAAACUGUUUGUCUGUUCUCCUCAGGUUAUCACACAUGGAAAUCUGUUGUUGAAAAACAGGGCUAAGCUUGGUGUAAGAAGGAGUUGGUUAGCAGGUUGCAGAAGGCUUUCUAAGGCUCAUGGUUUCUCUAUGAUCAGGGAGAUGACGUGGAGAUUCAGAAUAGACUUGAGUCAUGAUGGGCUUGAGGUGAGGCCCGUGGAGAAUUUGAGGGGUUACUGGGUCUGGAUCAGGCUGGGAAGGCCCAUUAAAAGUAGCCUUACACAAGAUGCUACUAAUGAGGUGCUCUGCGAGAAAGAUUUGAGAUUAAUGAGGAUGGAUGGAGAUUUAUUGGAACCUGCCUUUUAUUGGCAAACUUGGGAAUCAAGGGGAAAGAUCGGUCAGAAUAUUCUUCCAUUGAUGAGGAAAUAUCUUUUUGUCUCUUUUUGGGUUGGAGAAUCGCCGGUGUUUUGGGAAGUGAGGAGCUAUUUAUCACGUAGAGAGGCUGGCGUUUUUGCACAGCAAUUCCAAUUAUUCACAUCACCUCUAAAGCUUAGAGACUGCAGUUGGUUUUCUCAUCUUUUUCGGUUAAACUUUGGUUUCAAAAGAGUGACAAUGUCACAGAGUAACUUGGUUUCAAAAAGUAUGGCUGGUAUGACGAACGAGGGACAUGCGACUAAGCGGAAGAUUAAGAUUCCACACUUUGAUAAUUCUGCUCUCAUAGCAGGUUAUUCAAAGACGGUGAUUGGGAGGUGCUUCAAUCCAAGGAUUCAAGAGAUGAAAUCUCUUCUCCAUAUGAUGCCACGAAUUUGGGGGUUGGAAGGGAAGGUAGCAGGGGCAGAUUUGGGUUUAGGGAAAUUCCAAUUUGAUUUUGAUCAUGAGGAGGAUAUUGUUUCGGUGCUCAAAAUGGAGCCAUUCCAUUUUGAUAAUUUGAUGGUUGCAAUGGUGCGUUGGACCCCUACGGUUGAUCCGGAUUAUCCGUCUACUUUGAAGUUUUGGGUUCGUGUUCUGGACGUGCCUUUGCAAUUUUGGGCUGAGCCAACUUUUAGAUACAUUGGGAAGGAGCUGGGUCACGUGGAGGCUGAUGAGGCGGCGGUGGAUCUACAGAAGGGCAGGGUUCAGGUAACAAUUAAUGGACUCAAGCCUUUGUGCUUCGAGACUGAGAUUGAGUUCUCCAAUGGACAAGAGACUCGGGUCAAGCUUCGGUAUGAGAGGUUACAUGGAUUCUGUGAGGUCUGCUUUAGUUUGUGUCAUGAGUCAGGCUAUUGUCUUAGGUCGGUGGAGAAGAUUCAUGACAGGUUUAAGGGCUACGGAGGGGAAGAAGAGGAGGAACGAAAGAAUCUCAGCUACCGUGGUGCGGUAAUUGCGGACAGAGGGCAAAGUGAUGGUAAAGAAGGGAAACAGAAGGCUGUUUAUUAUGAGAGCUCUCAUGGAGAGCGAGGUUACAAAGAGGAUCAGCGGCAUAAUAACGGCCACCAGUAUGGCGGUAAGAAACCAAGGGCUGAGGGCUAUCAAGGGGAGGGGUCAUCUAGGUCUGGUCGAUACCAGAGCACUGCCCAAUAUAAGGACAAUCGGGGACGGAAGGGGUCUGCAAAGGCAGAACAGGUUCGGGCUGAUAACCAUCAAACGGUAUCUGUGGAAGUCUCUGCGCAGGCUGCUGUACCUUCGAAACAGGUUAGAAAGUCUUUGUUUCCAGGGGAUAAUAAGGGGAAAGGCAAGGAACAUGAAGUUAGGGCAGACUCCUCUCAGCCAAUGACAGGUCAGGGUCGGGUUAAUGAUGGAAUGGAGAGAGAGGAGGUUUCUUCUCUGGUAAAGGCUGUCGGUGUUGAUGGGAAGGAAUGUAGGGAGGCAGCCGUGGGGAUUAACCUGCAGAAUGCGAACCAAACUGAUGGUUUAGGGUUAAUGGAUAAGCAGGUAAGUGAGUCCAACUCUGUGCUGGAAUCUGGUUUGCUUGGAAAUGAUGCUGUUAUGGUGGAUAAGACAGUGGAUGAAGAUGAUCUUUUAGACGAUGUGUCGUCUUCAUCAGAGCAGGUUGUAGAUGGGACGGAUAUUGUAGGAGAUGAGAUGAAGGCUGCGGCACCGGAGGUCUCUUCUUCGCAGGAUGAAGGGGUGGAAGCUGGGAAAAAAAUAAGGAUUGGAGGUCUCCUUAUGGGUGUUAGCUCCAAGAAACGGAAUGCACAACUUUUACUGUCCCCUAGGAGGCGGAUUGCGGGAGGAGGAAAGGAUCACGUGGGAGAAGUUUUAAACCGCGACACCGCCUCUGACCAUUCACCGGUUUUAGCUACGAUUGCGGAUAAGAUACCACGCGGGAAACAAAGUUUCAGGUUUGACAAAAGGUGGAUAGGAAAAGAAGGGUUAUUGGAGACAAUUGCAACUGGUUGGAAUUUUGAUACGGAGCCAGGAGAUGGGAAAUUUGUGGAAAAAUUGACCAAUUGUCGGCGAGCAAUCUCGAAAUGGCGACGGGAGCUGACCCCAUAUGGUCGACAAACAAUUGAGGAUUUAAAAUCACAACUAUCCGCGGCACAGCGAGAUGAUAGUCGAUCACGGGAGGAGAUUACGGUGUUAACAAUUCGAUUGAAAGAGGCUUAUAGGGAUGAGGAAUUAUAUUGGCAUCAGAAAAGCCGGAGCUCUUUGCUGCAACUAGGAGACAAUAAUUCGAAAUAUUUUCACGCUCUAACGAAACAGAGACGGGCGAGGAAUCGAAUUACGGGUUUACACGAUGAGAAUGGGAUCUGGUCAACGGAGGAUAAAGAGGUUCAAAAUAUUGCGGUUUCUUACUUUCAGACGUUAUUCACUACGACUAAACCCGAGGAAUUUGAGGAUGCGUUGGAAGAAGUACAAAGGUUGAUUACGGAUCAGAUUAAUGAUUUGUUAAUAGCCCCGGCAACGGAGGGAGAAGUGAGAGCAGCUCUAUUUAUGAUGCAUCCGGAGAAGGCUCCCGGGCCAGAUGGUAUGACAGCUUUGUUUUUUCAAAAAGCUUGGGCUACCAUUAAAGUAGAUCUUUUAUGCUUGGUUAAUUCCUUCUUAGAGGAUGGGAUUUUUGAUAAACAGUUGAAUACGACAAACAUUUGUCUAAUCCCAAAAACGGAAAGACCGACCAGGAUGACGGAGUUACGACCUAUUAGUCUCUGCAAUGUCGGUUACAAGAUUAUAUCGAAGAUUCUUUGUCAAAGACUGAAGACGGUUUUACCAAAACUGAUCUCGGAAACACAAUCGGCUUUUGUAGAAGGGCGGUUAAUUUCGGAUAACAUUCUUAUUGCACAAGAGAUGUUCCAUGGGCAAAGAACUAAUCCAUCCUGUAAAGGAAAAUUCAUGGCUAUAAAAACGGACAUGAGUAAGGCUUAUGAUAGGGUGGAAUGGAUUUUUGUUGAAAAGGUCUUGAACAGAUUGGGUUUCUGUGAAAAAUGGAUUAGUUGGAUAAUGUGGUGUAUCACUACAGUCCAAUACAAGGUUCUCAUUAACGGACAACCUCGUGGUCUAAUAAUUCCAGAGAGAGGAUUACGACAAGGAGAUCCACUUUCUCCUUAUAUAUUCAUUCUUUGUACAGAAGUACUAAUAGCGAACAUACGGAAAGCUGAACGGGAGAAAUUAAUUACGGGUAUAAAGGUAGCAAAUGCAUGCCCUCCGGUUACUCACUUGUUGUUUGCGGAUGAUAGCCUUUUCUUCUGUAAGGCUAAUAAGGAUCAGUGCGGGGUAAUUUUGGGGAUUUUAAAGCAGUAUGAAGCGGUCUCGGGACAACAAAUUAACUACUCGAAAUCUUCGAUUCAGUUUGGACAUAAGGUAGUGGACGAUGUUAAGGAGGAGAUUAAAUCUACUUUAGGUAUUACUACCAUCGGUGGUAUGGGUUCUUAUCUCGGUUUGCCAGAAAGUCUAGGUGGCUCAAAGACGAAACUUUUCUCUUUCGUCCGAGACAGAUUACAGACAAGAAUUAACGGAUGGUCGGCAAAAUUUUUAUCAAAAGGUGGGAAAGAAGUGAUGAUUAAAUCGGUAGCUGCGGCAUUACCAACAUAUGUGAUGUCGUGCUUCAGACUACCGAAAACAAUCACUUCUAAACUUACCAGUGCAGUUGCUAAUUUUUGGUGGAGCUCGCAUGGUGAUUCCAGAGGCAUGCAUUGGAUGGCCUGGGAUAAAUUGUGUACUAGUAAAAUGGAAGGAGGGAUAGGAUUUCGGAAUGUCGAUGAUUUUAACUCGGCAUUACUUGCAAAACAGUUAUGGCGAUUGAUCACGGUUCCAGACUCUCUCUUUGCAAGGAUUUUUAAAGGGCGGUAUUAUCGGAAAUCCAACCCAUUGGAAAAUAUAAAGUCUUAUUCCCCAUCGUAUGGGUGGCGGAGUAUAUGCUCAGCUAGAUCUCUGGUUAAUAAAGGACUUAUUAAAAGAGUCGGAUCUGGGACUUCUAUCUCAGUUUGGGAGGAUCCAUGGAUUCCAGCUCAAUUCCCGAGACCAGCAAAAAGUAAUGGAUCUAUUAUGGAUCCAUCUCUAAAAGUAAACAUGCUAAUCGACCGCCGGUCGAAUUUUUGGAACAUUGAUCUCCUUAAGGCGAUCUUUGACCAGGAUGAUGUCGAAUUAAUUAGUGCCCUACCAGUGGGAGCGAUACACAAGGAGGAUACUUUGGGUUGGCACUUUACAAAAUCCGGCAAAUAUUCAGUUAAGUCGGGGUAUCAUACCGCAAGGUUGGAUAAGUCAGAGUCUAGCUCCUCUUUCAUUGGGCCAGAUCUCAAUAAGUUAAAGGCUAACACUUGGAAAGUACAGUGUCCACCAAGGAUAUGUCACUUUUUAUGGCAAAUUUUAACGGGUUGUGUACCGGUUACAGAGAAUUUAAAGAGAAGAGGAGUUGUAUGUGACCCAGGAUGUGCCAGAUGUGGUGCACCUGAGGAAACAGUCAAUCACACACUAUUUCAGUGCCACCCAGCACGACAGGUUUGGGCGCUUUCUCAAAUUCCUACGGCUAUGGGGAUUUUCCCCUCGGACUCUAUUUUUGCGAAUUUAGAUCAUCUAUUUUGGAGGAUACCUUCGGAGGUUGAUUCCGCUGCUUAUCCAUGGAUUCUUUGGUAUAUCUGGAAAGCACGGAAUGAAAAGAUUUUUGGAAAUGUUGAUAAUAAUCCGCUAGAAGUUUUACGGCUAGCGGAAAAAGAGGCACAAUUGUGGCAAUCAGCUCAAGUGGAGCUUCUUAGUGACAAUCAAGAAUCAUGGACAACUCCAAACCGGCCUCGAACGAGGGAGGGUGGUUUUGCACACCAUCACAUGGUGAGCCGACAACAAUGGGAGCUGCUAACCUCCGUAGAAGCCUAUCUCCGCUACAUACAGAAUUCGAGGCCCUCCUUUGGGCGAUGAAGUGUAUGAUUGGUGCAGAUAAUCAAGAGGUAGCUUUCUU
Arabidopsis arenosa is the source of this 5925-nucleotide messenger RNA. The record is from the annotation of a GenBank genome assembly. NCBI's taxonomy places the organism in Eukaryota, Viridiplantae, Streptophyta, Magnoliopsida, Brassicales, Brassicaceae.